AUGGAAGACUGGACACCUGGAGAUGGCCAGGUGGCCAUGGUGGAGGUACAGCUGGAGAGUGAUCACGAAUACCCACCAGGCCUGCUGGUAGCCUUUAGCGCCUGUACCACUGUAUUAGUGGCUGUGCACCUCUUUGCACUCAUGGUCUCCACGUGUUUGCUGCCCCACAUUGAAGCUGUGAGCAACAUCCACAACCUCAACUCUGUCCACCAGUCACCACACCAGCGACUCCACCGCUAUGUGGAACUCGCCUGGGGUUUCUCCACUGCCUUGGGCACUUUUCUCUUCCUGGCUGAAGUUGUCUUGGUGGGUUGGGUCAAAUUUGUGCCCAUUGGGGCUCCCCUGGACACAUCGGCUCCCAUGGUACCUACGUCUCAGGUGCCAUCCGUGACCACCUCCUUCAAUCCAUCUUCCAACCUCCCAGCAUCCUCUGCUUCUAUAGCCCCUUCACGGACUGAGUCUCCUAAGAACUGCCCACCCCGGCAAGUGUGUGGUGGUGGGGCCCACGGGCCCGGCUGGCAGGCAGCUAUGGCUUCCACAGCCAUCAUGGUGCCAGUAGGACUUGUGUUUGUGGCCUUUGCCCUGCAUUUUUACCGCUCUUUGGUGGCCCACAAGACAGACCGGCAUAAGCAGGAGCUGGAGGAGCUGAGUCGCCUGCAGGGGGAGCUGCAGGCUGUGUGAGCCUGGCAUCAACCUCUACUGUGAGAUCUGCCUCCCUCAGGUCUGGAAGGGCUCUGGGGCCUGCAGACCAUCCUUACCCUUGGCUGGAGUCACUCCUUGUGGCCCCUCUCAGGUGGCCAGAUUACUGUGGCCAUGGAGGGAGAGGCGGGGGUAGGGAGGGGUCUCACCUUCCCAGAGAUGUUUCCUGUCAGUCCAUGGGGUUUGUAAGCGCUAUUUUGUCUAGUUGGGAGGAACAAGAAGGCAAGUAGCCUCCUCAGUCCAGGGAUCCUGGGGACUGCUGAGGGAGGAGGGUGACCUUAGUGAGACUUUUGGUGCCUACCCUCAACAUCUUACUUCUCUAUAGGAUGGCUAGGUCAGAAGGUGACACACCCACACAGCUGCCCCUAGGCAGUCAGCCUUUGCUCCCGCUGUGUGGAAUCUAUAUUACAGUUGUGUGCUUAAACUCAGGGCCUAGGUGCUGUACCUUAGCUUUUUUGCUCCUAGGUUCUUGGUGGC
This is a messenger RNA of Dipodomys ordii (Ord's kangaroo rat), 1176 nucleotides long. It is a transcript of the gene Orai3, whose product is annotated as ORAI calcium release-activated calcium modulator 3. Gene Ontology annotation, molecular function: store-operated calcium channel activity. The record is from RefSeq and is a predicted model, not a curated record. Gene Ontology annotation, cellular component: membrane. The transcript has 2 exons. Gene Ontology annotation, biological process: store-operated calcium entry. The coding region runs from base 1 to 681 and encodes 226 amino acids. NCBI's taxonomy places the organism in Eukaryota, Metazoa, Chordata, Mammalia, Rodentia, Heteromyidae.